Messenger RNA from Gastrolobium bilobum, 601 nucleotides. RefSeq lists its product as uncharacterized. The record is from RefSeq and is a predicted model, not a curated record. NCBI's taxonomy places the organism in Eukaryota, Viridiplantae, Streptophyta, Magnoliopsida, Fabales, Fabaceae. The transcript has 2 exons. Bases 23 to 601 code for a protein of 192 amino acids.
CUGUCUAGAGAAAAAAAGUAGAAUGAAAGAAGGAUCUAGCAAAGGGAGGAAUGUGUGUCUAACGGUAACAGGUGUUGUGGUGGCAAUUGUGUUGGUACUAGGGAUGUUGGCAUUAGUGUUCAGACCCCAAGAACUCACUAUCACGGUGGAUUCAGUUGAGCUUCAAAACAUGGACGUGGGCUUCAAUGUGUUUAAAAUGAGUGUAGAUUUGAACGUGACAUUGGAUGUGAAUGUGUCAGUGAAGAACACAAAUGAGUUUGGAUUCAAGUCAUCAGAGGGUAGUGCCCAACUCAAUUAUAGAGGGCAACUUAUUGGUGAAGCCCCUAUCCCUAGUGGAGAGGUAUCACCUGGUGAGACUAAAGGAUUGAACUUGACCCUUACCGUUAUGGCUAACCGUUUUCUCUCCAAUUAUUCUCAAAUUUCUUCAGAUGUUACCUCGGGUGCAUUGCCCCUCAACACUUUGAUUAAAAUUUCUGGUGAAGUUAAUAUAUUGGGCUUUAUCAAGUUCCAUGUGGAGACAUCUUCAUCUUGUAGUUUCAAACUCAAUAUUUCCAACAAAACAGUUGAGGAGAAUGAGUGCCAAUCCAAGAGCAAGUUUUGA